Mytilus californianus (California mussel) is the source of this 5350-nucleotide messenger RNA. RefSeq lists its product as uncharacterized. The coding region runs from base 121 to 4392 and encodes 1423 amino acids. Gene Ontology annotation, biological process: positive regulation of type II interferon-mediated signaling pathway; negative regulation of gene expression. Lineage: Eukaryota; Metazoa; Mollusca; Bivalvia; Mytilida; Mytilidae. Gene Ontology annotation, cellular component: nucleus; cytoplasm. The transcript has 15 exons. Gene Ontology annotation, molecular function: ubiquitin-like protein ligase binding; transcription corepressor activity. The record is from RefSeq and is a predicted model, not a curated record.
AAAAUCAUACUAUGGAUCAUUUAACAACUUGUGAAAAGCGUUGUGUAUUGUUUUAUCAAUGUGUAUUCCAUGGUUUUCGUUUUUAAUGGCCGACAUUGCAUUUAAUAACAUAAGAGCAUUAUGGCAGAUAAAGUUAACAGACAACAGAGGGCGGUAUCAAAGACAACUGUCAACACUAGUAACACUAGAGCAACAUCAAAAACAACUGAAAAAUCUGUUCUUACAACCAGCAGUCAACAAAAUGGUGCUCCACGCAAACCUAUCCUCAAAAAUGGCGGGGAAAAGAAAGAUCAGAAGAAGGAAAAUGAUCAUGAACCACAGAGAGAACUAGAAAACCCUUCUCAUACAAAUCAGAAUAAAUUUGAUGAAGUACUCAAACUUAACAAAAACAAAUUGCAAGUUUUGGAAAAAAAUGAGUUCUUUGACAAAUUGAGAGAUAUUAAUCUUGAAAUAGAAGUUAAAGAAGAUCUUGUAAUGAUGAGAGGUAAAGUCCAACAGAGUAUUGAUGAAGCUAGGUACCAGAUAGAUAAACAAUGUAAACAGGUGGUUACCAGGCUAGAUAAUAUUGGAAAUAUCCGAUCAAAAUUUCUGAGGAAACCAGAAGUGGCAGAAUAUGUAAAUUUUAUUCUUUUGCAUGAAAGAGUUAUGUGCUCUUGGGAAGUAAAUGAUAAAGUUUUUGAUUUAUUAGUGUUUGCACCAUCACAAGAUGUUGCUGUAGAGGGUUCAAAGGUCAUCAAGGAUUGUAUCCAAACAAUAGAGAUUGAAAAUGAACAGUUUGAAUUUACAGAGUUAAAACAGUUUCUCCAAGAUAAUAAUAAAGUAUCUGCUGUGCCACGUAAAAAGAAAGGGGAUACAGUUCUGGUGAUGACAAACGAUCAAUUUGUGCGAUAUCAGAGAAUAUUUAGUUCGUCCCCAGGUCCUGAAGAUGGUACUGUCCAGAUACUCAAUGUUCCUUUGCCGGGAUGGAAAUUAGAAUACUUUCAAAAAUUUUCCGAUUUGAAGCUGAAGGCUUUGUGCCAUUUGUACAAAGUUGACCAUAAUUUUUUAGACAAUCAUAUUGAAUUGCAUGGAAAAGAUCCUAGUAUUGUCAAAACUGAUGUUGAAAGAAUGGCAAAUGAGCUGUUUAUUUCAUUAGAUCAUACAUUUGGCAAUACACAGCAUUUAACUAAAGCUGUACAAGAAAAAUGUGUCCAACUGGGAAAGCAAAAACAUUGCAUCAUCAGUAUAGACAACAAAGCACGUCUCCAUUCUGGUUGGCUAGGUAACCAUAGAGAUGCUAUGAUGCACAUUAUGACAAUGGUUGGUCCAGUGGAGACAAGUGAAUGUGAUGUUCUUAUUUGUCCUGUGACAACAAAUCUGGAACCAUUUGGCUGUGGCAAAGACAUAUUUAGAAAAGGUGGAAAAGCUGUUGAUGCUGACAUAGCAAAGCUCCUCAAAAACAGUGAAGAGACGGGAACAGCCAUUGAACCAGAAGAAAUCAUUGUGAUCCAAAAUACAGGCAACCUUAAAUGUCAAAUGUUACUUCUCACAGUUAUUCCCCCUUGGGCACGAAAACGUGAUGUAACAUUGUCUUUACUGUACAACUGUGCUCGUAGGAUCAUUAACAUUAUUGCCCAUACUGGGUACCGUAGCCUUGGUAUACCAUUAGAUAUUGCUGAUGAUUUUCCUUCUCAUAUGUAUGCCUCCAUAUUGAUUAACAAUUUUUGGAAAUUACGGAAAAAGUUUGGACAUUUUGUUCAUUUGUAUGGAUAUGCAGACACCUUAAGUACUGUAGAAGAUAUUGAUGAUUUUCUGAUAUCAGAAAUCAUCAUCCUUGGUCACAUGUCAAGAAUUGUGUUUGAUAAACAUCCUCCCUUACUAACAGAGAAACAGCCAUCAUCCAUAACAGUAAAUAUAGUAGAAGGAUCCAUUGUUGAUGUGGAUGACAAGGUGGAUGUUGUAGUAAAUGCUACAAAUCACAAAGAUCUGGAGUAUGGUGUAGUAUCUAGACAACUUAUACACAAAGCAGGUAGAGAUAUCAUUGUACCAGAGUAUCUCCAGGCCUAUCCUGAUGGUAUAGGGGUAUGUGAUGUGGCAGUUACCGAGCCUGGACGUUUGAAAUGUCAGAAAAUAUUCCAUGGAUGUCUCUUCGGUUGGAUUAUGAAUGGAAGUUUGUCUGUAAAGAUGUUGAAACUGUUCAUAACAAGGUGUUUAGCUGAAGCAGAAAAAAGACAAUUUACCAGUAUAGCUUUCCCGGCUCUCGGUUCCAGUUUAUUGGUUUUUCCACCAGUUUUGGUUGCCAAGGUGAUGUUUAAAGCAGUAGAAACAUUUGGAGAGAUAGAAAAACCAGUGCAUUUGAAAAGUGUUGAUUUUGUACUGAAUCCUAUUGAAAAAGAAGUAAUUGAGAUUUUUGAAAAUGUACAGGACUGGAUGGUCAGUAGAAAAAAUCAACUGACCUCUUUUAAUUUACCCCCCAAACAUAUAAGAAGUAUUCACAAGAAACAUGGCAUGCGAUUUAUUGUUGCAAGGACUGACGAUUAUAAAGACAUGAGAUAUAAAGAGGUCAUGAUCAACAUUGUUUUUGUGUCGAAAGAAAAUCAAGUGGAAGUUGGAAAAUUUGAAUGGGAUAUGGUCAAAGGAAGCUAUACUGUAAAAAUCAAAAUAGUUAGAACAGAAAAAUCUUUGAUUGAAGGAUUGAAGAAAAUGUCAGAAAUGAUUGAAUUACGUAGAUUCCAUGUAGUUGACAUCUUCUUGCUUAACAGUAGAGAAUCAGUUAUAAUUAAAGAUAGCAGACCAUCAUCAUUUGGACCAUGGACAGACGAGAAAAAUACAAAGCCAAGUUCAAGUAUGUCAUUGCACAAACAGAUUGAUUUAGUCAUGACAACCAUCUUGAAAAAUACAGAUAAAAUUUAUGAAGAGAACAGUAAAUCAGAUUUGACCGGAAAAUUGAGCUAUAUCAGAGUCGUUAGGAUGUUUGCUACAACAGUAGAUUUCAAAGAAAUGAUGAAGAAUCUAAAGAAUGGAGGAAUAGAAGGGGGUCAUGGAGAAACAUCUUCUUGGCAUCUCUAUGAGAAGAAACCUGAAGUUUACAAGUAUCAUAUCCAAGCUAUCGGGAGGAAAGAUGAUGCAGAAAUGGUGCUAGAUAUUCUCAAAAAAGAUGUGGCUAACAUGGAGGUACCAAAAAAGGUUGUUUACAAAAUAGCACCACCAGUAAAGAAGGUGAAAAGGAAAAUUGAGUCUCUGCACAAUAAUGGAUACCAUAUUACUCUGGAUGAAGCAGGAAAGAAAGCUAUAUUAGAAGGAACUGAAAAGGACGCAAAAGAAAUCCGAAAGGAGCUUGAAGAUUUCAUAGAUAAUACACUGAACAUCAAUUUGUCAGAGGAUGAUUUCACUGCAUUGAUGCAUCUUGGGAAAAAGGAAUCAUGGUUUAAACAGAUUGUGUCACAUACUUAUGACAAAGGUACUUUGGUUUUAACUAUGAAGAAAGGUCUUGAUCCUGAACCAUUACUGAAAAAAAUUAAAACAAAAAUUGAAGAAAUUCGUAAAAUGGCUGAAAUUGAUGUUCCAUUGCAGAAAAAGAUGACACUAUUCCUGGAAGAAAUUGAAAAGGAAGUUCAAGACUCUGUAGGAGGAAUUGCCUGUUAUAUAGCAUUUAAUAAGAAAAGAAUUGUCAUUAAAGCGCCAAACAUGAGGAAGGCUCAUGAAGCUAAAUAUUUGGUACAGGUAAAAAUUGGUGUGGUUAUUCCAGUGAAGAAGAAAAAGAAGAAAAAUGGUAACCAAUCAAAGGAAACAACAACAAUGACAGAGCAGCAAGAAUUAAAAAAUGGAACCAAGUUCACAACCAAAGAAGGGAUAAACAUUUUAGUAUAUCCUGGUGAACUCCAAAAUCUAAAAGCUGAUUGUUUGGUUAGUCCUGCAAAUAGAAACCUUCAGCACACAAAGGGAAUUGCUCUUAACAUAGCACAGGCUGCAGGUACUCAGAUGGAAAAGGAAUGUGAAGAAUACUUGAUGGAGAAAGGGGACUUAAUUAUUGGGACAUGUUGUUCCACAACAGCAGGCAAUCUACCAUAUCACUGUAUUAUACAUACUGUUGGUCCUACCUGGCACGCAUAUGGUGAUGAAAAAAAGAAUUGCUUAGAAGAUUUGAAAGCUGCCAUUGUUUGUUCACUACAUCAUGCCAAUGAACAUAAACAUAAAUCUAUAGCUUUUACAUCAGUAGGUACAGGAAUAUAUGGAAUCCCAAAACCAUUCUGUGCUAUUCAAUACUACAAAGGAGUAGAGGAAUAUGGUAAAAACAUGAACGCUGAUGAGAACACUGUGAAAGAUGUACAUUUUAUAGAUUCAGAUGAAAGCAUGUGUCAGAUUCUACAGAAAACAUUUAGCAAAUAUCUAGGAGAAGGCAAACAUAUAUGAACAUUUUAAGUUUUAGGAAAAGGAAAACUUAAAUGAACUUUUUACCUAUCUUGUUGACUGCAAAUUUACUUAAUGUUAUAACAAAGCAAUGUUCAUGCAAUAAAUUGUUGGUAAUUGAUAGAAGACACUGUACAGAGAAAAUACUGCAUAUAUGAGAGUGUUAUUAAACUAUUUGUUUUGGCAUUCUCUUUACAUCCAUCAUUAACAUUUUCUUUCCUUUAAGAAAGAAUAGUAAGAUGGGUAUAAAACUGGUAGAUUUGUAUACAUUGAGAUGUAACUAAGUGUCUUAAAAGUGCCAAUCGUUGCAAGAAUCAGGUAUUUUAGAAGAACUUCAAAACAUGGCAGAAAAAAACCCACCAUCCUAACAAUUCUAUUUUAAAGUUACCCUCAUCCUGAGUUAGAAAAAAGUAGGUCUUUCAUUUCUGCUUGUCUGGUAAUUCGAGAAAUAUCUGGAUAACUUUUGGUUAGAAUGAUAGCAAAUUACAGAGUUAGCUACCCUUAAUUGUUAAUUUCUAAUGCCAGAAUAGUACAACAAAAUGAAUGCUAUAUUCGUGUACAAUUAUACUGAAUUUGAAUUAAUGUAGCCUAGAGCUGGUUUUUGUUUGUCAUGUUUUCACCACUGUCUGAUUCUUAGGCAGAUUGGCACUUAAAAAGGGGCACUAGCUGUCAAACUCAUGUUCACCAAUUUGACUCAAAAUCUCAUGUUUGAUUUAUAACAUACUAAAACGUAUAUCCAAAUUACAAUAAGUCUGAAAUAAACUGUAACAAAGCAUGUACUCGAUAAUAUAUAUCAGAAUUUCGUGUGUAUUUUAGUCUAUACGCCAUCUACUUAACCAUCGAGAUGGCCUCCCAAUACUACCAACGGACUUAUAACCCGAUAUAAACAUAAACAUGAAUAUAAAUAGAUUGCGACCUCAUGCAAUUGGAUUUUUAUAGGUCUGUUUGAUUUCAUGUUAUA